AUGUCGCAAUCUCACUCGACAUUAUCGUUGUUUAUUCUUCUGGUAUCAAGUCUCCUGUGUAUCCCGUAUGUCGUCGCCGCACCUUGGGCUACGGACGGUCAUGCUCACUUGUCACCUGUAACCCCGCGAUAUCCUCCACAGGAAGAGUCGGGCAUUAAAUACCGCAAUGUGCUCCCCAAAUUAAACUGGCUGCGGGAUACGGCGAUAGAAAAGAUCUUCCGUCUUCCCCCAAAGGUCGCAAAGAAACCCCAUGUACCAGGGAGUGUGUCGCGACCUACCAAUAUCCAACUCCCCGCGACUUUACUUGCAAAAUAUGGCGGUGAUAAGGUACUUCGAUUCAAUCUCACGACGCCAGCGGAAGAACAAGCUUUGGCAGAAGCUGCAGAUACACUUUUUCUAGAUGUGUGGGAGUUCACAAGUAAUUGGGCGGAUAUUCAUUUGCGAGAAGAUGAUAUUCCCUCCUUACUCGGCCUCUUGCCGAAAUCUCUACAGACUUCAUACUCGUAUCUAAUGCCUGACUUGGCGAAGAGUAUUUAUCAAUCGUAUCCAUCGACGGCAUAUGCUGAUGUAGCUUUUCCCUCGAAACAUAUUGAAAAAGCAUUCACCCCGGCUUUGAGAACUAGUACUGUCGAUGGGAUGGACAACGUAUUCUUUCAAAACUAUCAACCACUAUCCGUCAUUGUCCCAUGGAUGCGCCUGAUGUCUUCCAUGUUCUCAACACACGUUCGAAUGAUCAGCAUUGGAACUUCUUACGAAGGUCGCGACAUCCCAGCUUUAAGGAUUGGCGUAUCUCCAAAUCUACCUUUGGAGAAUCUCAAGCCACGACAAACGAUCAUUUUAUCCGGUGGAUUCCAUGCUCGAGAAUGGAUAUCCGUGAGCUCCGUUACAUACACUGCCUGGUCUUUGAUCACUUCUUAUGGAAAAUCGCCUGCGAUUACAAAGCUUCUACAAGAAUUCGACUUUGUCCUCAUUCCUACUAUCAAUGUGGAUGGAUACGUGUAUACUUGGGAGAACGACCGUUUAUGGCGCAAGAAUAGACAGCAAACCAAUCUUCGAUUCUGUCGAGGUGUUGAUCUAGACCGUGGAUUCGGCUUUGAAUGGGGUGCUUCGACUCAAAGUAAUCCUUGUUCCGAAAGUUACCCAGGAGAUGCACCUUUCCAGGCUGUUGAAUCCCAUCGAUUUGCAGAAUGGGCUAAGAAUGAGACGGAGAACAAUAAUGUACAUUUUGUUGGUUUCUUGGAUUUACAUUCAUAUUCUCAACAAGUUUUAUAUCCUUAUUCUUAUUCAUGCUUGGCCGACCCACCGAGUUUGGAAAAUCUGGAAGAACUUGGUAUGGGACUUGCAAAGGCUAUUAGAAUAUCGAGUGGCGAACAAUAUACUGUCGCUUCCGCUUGUGAAGGUGCCGUUUCUUCGAAAAUACCCGGCCACUCAUCGACAAGCAGAAUGGAAACUGGAGGUGGUUCCGCGAUCGAUUGGUUUUAUCACGAAUUACGAGUGCGAUAUAGUUAUCAAAUCAAGCUACGAGAUACCGGCAGCUAUGGAUUCUUACUUCCUAAAGAAAACAUCAUUCCGACGGGAGAAGAAGUUUUUAGUGUUAUCAAAUAUUUUGGAGACUUCCUUCUGGGCGAUAAAGGGAUUGAGAAAUCGAUAUCUUCAGAAGAGGCCUUGGUUACGGAAUCAGUUAAGUCUGCUUUACCCCUUGGAGUCAUGGAAGAUGAUUCGGUCGUUCCGGAUGAAUUGACGGACGAACAUGAAGAUGUUAAUUGGGAGUUGAAACGAAAGAGGAAGUAG
Molecule: messenger RNA, 1791 nt
Organism: Botrytis sinoallii
Lineage: Eukaryota; Fungi; Ascomycota; Leotiomycetes; Helotiales; Sclerotiniaceae
Exons: 2
Coding region: 1-1791 (596 amino acids)
Biological process (GO): proteolysis
Molecular function (GO): zinc ion binding; metallocarboxypeptidase activity
Source: RefSeq, a predicted model, not a curated record